Messenger RNA from Salmo salar (Atlantic salmon), 8625 nucleotides. RefSeq names its product slit homolog 1 protein. The record is from RefSeq and is a predicted model, not a curated record. Gene Ontology annotation, molecular function: heparin binding; Roundabout binding; calcium ion binding. Gene Ontology annotation, biological process: negative chemotaxis; axon guidance. NCBI's taxonomy places the organism in Eukaryota, Metazoa, Chordata, Actinopteri, Salmoniformes, Salmonidae.
UGCUGUGUGUGUAGGAGAGAGAGAUAGGCUUUUCUUCAUUCUGCUCUAUCCCCAUUCCCCCUAGUCAGACAAGCAGAGCAGAGCGGGACAGAGAGAGAGAGAAGAGUCGUGAGCGAACGAGUGUAGAACAGAACAACUCCACAAAGAGAAGAGAGAGGUGGAUAGUUCCCUUUGCAAGGAAAGAAGGAGAGCAAAAGAGAAGAAAAUCAAGCCUUUCAGAAUACAUUACCAACUGAGGACAUUACUUAUUUCUAGCCCUGUUUUAUGUUGUAACAGUGAGAUUUCUUUCUCAUUCUACGAGAGCCUACACACUGAUUGUAAAAAACGUGUACUGUGUAGCAGGAAUUGGGGAUUUUGCAGAGAGAAGGAGAAAGAAAGAGAAAAGGCUUUUUUGGAGCUAGGUUUUGAGAAGCAGGAGGCUGCAGUUGUGGAGAUCAUGCCCGGUAGAGGAGCUUGUUCUGGGGCAGGCGUGGGGAGGUUGCCUGGGUACUGGGUGUGUGUGCUGGUUCUCUGUGCCCUGGUGACAGGCUAUGUCAGCGCGUGCCCUGCCCUGUGUACCUGCAGUGGCACCACGGUGGACUGCCAUGGGCUGGGCAUCAAAACCAUGCCCCGGAAUAUACCCCGCAACACAGAGAGACUGGAGCUGAAUGGGAAUAACCUCACACGCAUCACCAAGAGUGACUUCUCUGGACUCAAGUACCUCCGUGUGCUACAGUUGAUGGAGAAUCAGAUUGGAGCGAUAGAGCGUGGAGCGUUUGAUGACAUGAAGGAGCUGGAGAGACUGCGCCUGAAUAGGAACCAACUGCAGCAGCUUCCGGAACUUCUGUUUCAGAAGAACCCUGCACUUUCACGUCUAGAUCUGAGUGAGAACAACAUCCAGUCCAUCCCCAGGAAGGCUUUCAGAGGAGCUACAGACAUCAAGAACCUUCAGUUGGAUAAGAACCACAUUGGCUGCAUCGAGGACGGAGCCUUCAGAGCACUGAGGGGCCUGGAAGUACUGACUCUGAACAACAACAACAUCAGCAGCAUCCCAGUCUCCAGCUUCAACCACAUGCCAAAACUACGCACCUUCCGUCUCCACUCCAACAAUCUGCACUGUGACUGUCACCUCUCCUGGUUGGCCCAGUGGUUAAGACAAAGGCCUACAAUUGGUCUGUUCACUCAGUGUACAGCUCCAGCCCCGCUUAGAGGACUCAACGUGGCCGAGAUACAGAAACAUGAGUUUACCUGCUCAGGUCACUCAGAGAGCUCCGGCUUGCAGCCCUGCAGCCUAGGAGGAGGUUCGUGCCCUGCCAUGUGUACCUGUAGUAACAAUAUUGUGGACUGCAGAGGAAAAGGCCUCACAGCUAUACCAGCCAACCUUCCUGACACCAUGGCUGAGAUUCGUCUGGAGCAGAAUGGGAUCAAGUCAGUUCCUCCCGGAACCUUCUCUCCCUACAAGAAGCUGCGCAGGAUAGAUCUCAGUAAUAACCAAAUAUCAGAAAUAGCUCCUGAUGCCUUCCAGGGCCUGAGAUCCCUCAACUCACUAGUCCUAUAUGGGAAUAAGAUCACGGAGCUGCCCAAAGGAGUGUUCGACGGACUAUAUGCCCUGCAACUACUGUUGUUGAAUGCCAAUAAGAUCCACUGUGUUCGGGCCAAUGCCUUCACAGACCUGCAGAAUCUCUCCCUACUGUCUCUGUAUGACAACAAGAUACAGACUGUGGCCAAGGGCACCUUCGCAUCCCUCAGAGCUAUACAGACGCUUCACCUGGCCCAGAACCCGUUUAUCUGUGACUGUAACCUGAAGUGGCUGGCAGACUACCUGCGCUCCAACCCAAUAGAGACCAGCGGUGCCCGCUGUGCCAGCCCCAGACGUUUGGCCAACAAACGCAUCGGGCAGAUCAAGAGCAAGAAGUUCCGCUGCUCUGCCAAGGAACAAUACUUCAUCCCUGGCACCGAGGACGUCCGUCUGAAUAAUGAGUGUAACAGUGAUCCAGUCUGUCCUCCUAAAUGUCGCUGUGAGUCCAACGUGGUGGACUGCUCCAACCUACGUCUCAAUAAGAUACCAGAACACAUCCCUUCCUCUACCACUGAACUUCGUCUGAACAACAAUGAUAUCAGUACACUGGAGGCUGUAGGAGUCUUCAAGACCCUCUCUCAGCUCAAAAAGAUUAACCUUAGCAACAAUAAGAUCACAGAGAUCGAAGAUGGGGUGUUCGAGGGGGCGGCGUCAGUCAAUGAGCUCCACCUCACCGCCAAUCAGCUGGACUCUGUCCGCAGUGGAAUGUUCAAGGGACUGGAGGGACUACGCAUGCUAAUGUUGAGGAACAACAAGAUCAGCUGUAUCCAUAACAACAGCUUCACUGGCCUGUACAACGUUCGACUGCUGUCUCUCUAUGACAACCAGCUAACUACCAUCACCCCUGGAGCCUUCGACACCCUGCAAACACUGUCUACACUUAACCUCCUUGCUAACUCCUUCAACUGUGACUGUCGUCUGGCCUGGCUUGGUGAUUGGCUGAGAAGCAGGAAGAUCGUCACGGGCAACCCUCGAUGCCAGCGUCCCGCCUUCCUCAAGGAGAUCCCACUACAGGACGUGGCAGUGCCUGACUUCCGCUGUGAAGAGGGUGUGGAGGAGACGAGCUGUGUGCCCAGGCCUCAGUGUCCCAGUGAGUGUACUUGUCUGGAGACCGUGGUACGCUGCAGUAACAAACACCUCCGUGCACUGCCCAAAGGCAUCCCCAGAAACGUCACCGAGCUGUAUCUAGAUGGGAACCAGUUCAGCGUGGUGCCAAAGGAACUGUCUACCUUCAAAUACCUCCAGUUAGUAGAUCUGAGUAACAACAAGAUCAACUCUCUAACCAACUCUUCAUUCUCCAACAUGAGCCAGCUCACCACACUGAUCCUGAGUUACAACUCUCUGCGCUGCAUCCCCAGUCUGGCCUUUGGUGGACUACGCUCCCUUCGACUACUGUCUCUCCAUGGCAACGAGAUCUCCGAGCUUCCUGACGGCAUCUUCAGUGACGUGGCCUCUCUGUCUCACCUGGCAAUUGGUGCCAACCCUCUGUACUGUGACUGCCGUCUACGCUGGCUGUCUGAUUGGGUGAAGACGGGAUACAAGGAGCCUGGCAUCGCUCGCUGUGCCGGACCGACGGGCAUGGAGGGCAAGCUGCUGCUCACCACCCCUGCCAAGAGGUUUGAGUGCCACGGUGAGGUGGACAGUGGCGUCCUGGCCAAGUGUAACCCGUGCCUGUCCAGUCCGUGUGUCAACCAGGGGAUCUGUCACAGUGAUCUGGUGGAGAUUUACAGGUGCAGCUGUCCUCCUGGAUUCAAGGGUAGGAACUGUGAGACUGCUCUGAACGUCUGUGUCAGUAACCCCUGUGCCAAUGGGGGCACCUGCCAACUAAACGAGGAGGAGGAGGAGGCAUACAGCUGUGCCUGUCCCCUUGGUUUUGAAGGUCCUACCUGCCAGACCAACAUGGAUGACUGUGAAGACAACGACUGUGAAAACGGAGCUAACUGUGUAGAUGGUGUCAACAACUAUACCUGCCUCUGUCCUCCUUACUACACCGGGGAGAUGUGUGAGGAGAUGGAGGAUGUGUGUGCUCCAGGUGUCAGUCCGUGUCAACACCAGUCUACCUGUCUCAUCAGCUCUACUGGACCUCAGUGUGUGUGUUCUCCGGGCUACGUCGGUGAUGACUGCAGUGUGGACUACGAUGACUGUGAGGAGAAUCGCUGUCAGAACGGAGCUCAGUGUGUCAACCAACUCAACGGAUACUCCUGCUCCUGCCUCGACGGCUACAGUGGUCAGUUGUGUGAGGUGCCCUCCUUACCGCGGUCUCUGUGUGACCUGGCAGACUGCCAGAACGAUGCCCCGUGUGUGGAGCGGGCAGGCCGGGCACUGUGCCAGUGUCUUCCUGGGUUCGGAGGGCCUCGCUGUGAGAAGCUGGUCAGUGUUAACUUCGUAGACAGAGACUCCUACCUGCUUCUCUCUGACCUCAAGAACUGGCCCCAGGCUAACAUCACACUGCAGGUAUCUAACAUCUCACUACAGGUGUCGACAGCGGAGGACAACGGUAUCCUGCUGUAUAAUGGGGACAACGACCACAUCGCCGUAGAGCUGUUCCAGGGUCACGUUAAGGUCAGCUACGACCCUGGCAGCCUGCCUGGACAUGCUAUCUAUAGUACUGAGACGAUCAACGACGGUCAGUUCCACACGGUGGAGCUGGUGACCAUUGACCAGAUGGUGAACCUGUCCAUCGACGGGGGUCUCCCCACCACCAUGGACAGCCUGAGGGGGGUCCGGCCCCUCAACGGGGAGGCUCCGCUAUACGUGGGGGGUAGGGGCCCUCUCCAGAACACACCUACUUCCUCCUCCUCUGCUGCAGGUAUGCCCGUGGAUGUCCACUCGGCAGCCUUCCGGCUCUGGCAGAUCCAGAAUGGCUCCAGUUUCCACGGCUGCAUCCAGAACCUGUAUAUUAACAACGAGCUGCAGGACUUCACUAAGACCCAGAUGAAGCCGGGCGUGGUGCCAGGCUGUGAACCUUGUAGGAAGAUCUACUGCCUGCAUGGUAUCUGCCAGCCGGACGGGGCACAGGGACCAGUCUGCCACUGCCAGCCGGGCUGGAACGGACCACACUGUGACCAGCCGGCCACCAACCCAUGCCAGGGCAGCAAGUGUGUGCAUGGCAAGUGUAUUCCCCUGGACCUGCAGUCGUACCGCUGUGAGUGUGUGGAGGGUUACCGUGGUGCCCUGUGUAACCAGCAGGGGGAGCUGUUUAACCCCUGCCGCAGCCACAACUGUAAACACGGGCGCUGCCAGAUCUCUGAUACAGGAGAGGCCUACUGCCACUGUGAGGCCGGAUACACCGGAGAGCUCUGUGAUGCAGACCAAGAGGUAAUCCAGCCUAAACCAACUACAGAGUCAGAGUGUCGAGGGGAGCCCGUGAGGGACUUCUACCAGGUGCAGCGUGGGUACACCAUCUGUCAGACCACACGCAUGGUCUCCUGGGUAGAGUGCUCCGGCGCCUGUGACACGGGUGCCUGCUGUGCCAGCCAGCGAAUGAAACGCCGGAAAUACACCUUUGAGUGCAGCGAUGGAACCUCGUUCAGCGAGGAAGUGGAGAAGACCAUCAAGUGUGGCUGCGUGGGCUGCAUGUAGCACGCUUCACACAAACCUACUACCGCCACCGCCGAGCGCACCAGAGGGAGAGCGAGAAAGCGAGAGAGAGCGAGAGAGAGAGAGAGAGAGAACCGGAGAGGAGGAAGAAGUAAGAGAACCAGAGAGUAUAAAGAAAUCUAUAUAAAACCUCUAUCUAUAUAUUAUGGACAACAAUGUUUGUAAAAUAGGACAUUUCCUCCCCUUCCAUGGCUGUGACGUACAGAAACACAGAGAAAACAAACAUCAACAACAUGGAGAAGUGUGAACAACAACAACCAAACCAUUGUAUCUGCAACAUUGUUUUGAAGGGUUCUAGAGAUGCGAAGGUGUUGCAUUCAGAGCCAGACAUCAACCAACCCCUCAUACACACCUGGUCUAAACCUUUGUCCCCUUGGCUCAUCCAUCCAUUAGGCCUCAGAUAGCCUAAGCACCCUCUGCUUUCUUUGCUUCCUGAAGGCAGUAUGUGUAAUAUGACGUCCGGCCUGGUCGGGGUGGCAGGAGGGAAGAGGUAGAGAUAUAAAUAAAUAAAAACGACUGGGGGAGGAUAGUAGAGUUGGGUUGUAGUUAAGUUUGGUUAGGCAGGGCAGGACAGGACUGGGCUGAGCAGGAGUUGGGCUGGAACUGGACUGUAGCUGGUGUGGGCUGGUAUAAGCUUGCCUGGACUGUAACUGAGUUGAGCCGGGUUAGGUCGGGUUUAGAUGGGCCAGAUUGUAGUUGAGCUGUGCUGAGCAGAGCUGGGGCUAGGUCGGGUUUAGAUGGGCCAGAUUGUAGUUGAGCUGUGCUGAGCAGAGCUGGGGCUAGGUCGGGCUAUAUCUGGGCUAGGCCGAUUUCUUAUUGGACUCUAUCCUGGAGUUUUUAGAACAAGAGAUGUCCAUUCUUUUCAUUACUGAUAAGACCACUGCACUGAAUACCAGCACUGAGAAUCACAGUCAUUUGCCCUUCACAGCACAUACACACAACAUGCACGCAUGCACCACACUAGAGGACAUUCUUGUCUGAGCAGAAGGGUCGUUCCAUUCGAAGCAGUCAGAAGGGGCUGUCUGAUACACAUUGUGAGGCAGGUAGACCUUCCAUUCCCCUACAGUAGGCUAUAAGCUAUACCCCCACCUGGAGCAGGCAGUACCCGGUGGAGACCAAUCCCCCAGCAUGCAUUGCCUCAGGAUGAUUUGCAUAAGCCCCCCCCCCUUUGAGCAGGAGGACGAUUAGGCCCCUCCCCUCAAUGCCUGCAGUAUUAAAUGUGUGCAAACUGUUGCAUGUGAGAAGUUUGCAAAUUGAUAUGUAGAGCUUUUUAUUAUGUUUAUUAUUACGGAACAAAAAGGUUCAGAAUAUUUGUUUUGUUACGUCUAAUUUCAAUUAUUUGUUUUGCAUUGUUUUGUUUUUAUUUGUUAUUAUAUUUUGUUUUCUGAUGUAACCUAACACCUUUAGCCCUCUCUUUAUACAGAAAUGCCUAACAGAUUCUAAUAUAUAUAUUUGUAUUUCAUUUUGGUAUAGUAUUUUUAUAUGUUAAAGAGUAAAUCUUUGUUUUCUGGAAGCUUCUAUUGGAACAGGCAGGAUGGCAUUUGAUUGGUUCCCUAGCUGUUUUUAUUUGUUUAUUUCACUUGCUCAAACAAGGUAGUUUGUAAUUGUCCAAAACAAGGUAGUGAAUGGUUGGCCUUGUUGUGUAGGCAGCAGUAUUGAUGUAGAAACAUGUUUAAUAUUGUAUAUGUUGUCUUCCAUGUGAAUAUGACAUCUAAUUCAUUUGAAAGUCUGUGUGCUGUUUGUUUUAUUUUUUAUUUAUUUUAUCUUAAAGCUUUUUCCUGUAGAGUAUAAAAGGCAUAAUAAUUGUUGCUGAUUUUCAAAAAAUAAAAAUAAAUAAAAAAAGUUAAAAUAAAAACUAGUGUAACAAAAAAAAGCUGUAAGGUAUUUGUGACAUCACUUAAUAGCCAGUUGUGACAGUAUUUCCUCCCCUCUGGCUCAGACACAUUCCUCAUUGGCUGUUGGGCCCGAGUGGGUGGAGUUAAAAUGCAAAUGAGUGAGAUGCCCCUCCCACUCUGAAAUACAUUUUUCCUGUAUUUACUAUACCAUACUCUGAAAUAUUGUGAAAGGGUUCUGAUCGUCUUGUGUUGAUUUUGUUUAAGUAUUAGGUUGAAUUUCUGUCAUUUUAAAUUGGGGACAUUUUCCGUGGUAGAAGUAAUUAUAAGAUUUAAGUGAAAGUCACAGUCGACUGAAAUCAAGCUGCUGUCGGAAGCUUAAUUAUUGUGGAUGUUCACAAAGAUGGUGUCUACAUUUUGCCUGCAUUAAAUUGGUGCUGCCAUCUUAUCAUUGUACUGUGGUGGGAGGUGAAAAGAUGGUGAGGCCAUGGGCUGAAUGUCAGCAAACUGUAGACCUGCCAUCUUUCUGUACAUUUGCCAUUGGAUCCACUUACAGCAAUCCUAUUUUAACAUGCACAGAUAAUGCCUGGAUUCAAUCUGUAUCGCUGAAGUUCAGCGUUAUAGGGUGAUUGAAAUUUAAAGGCAAUGUUCCAGCGUUAGCGGAGACUGCAUUCACGGUAAAUUAAUUUAGCCCUAGAUGUCCCCAUUCUGACUGGCUAUAGAACACGAAUCAGAGAUGAAAAGGUGCCAAUCGCAGUGUAGAACAGUCCAACCUGAAUGUAUAAAUGUGUAUAAAUAUGAAUUGAGCUCACUCCUGAAGCGGUAUGGUUCAGCUGUUAUCCUGUUUAGUUUCCAGUAUAAAGAGACCACAUCCUCUUUGUUUUCUAAGUGGGAGACCUACAGGACGGGUUUCCUGCGGAGUAGGAUGAAGUUGCCUCUAGACACAGUUCUGUGGUCAGUUUGGUGGUUUUCCCCACUAAUGAUUAAGGUAAAGCUUUGGGGACGGAAUGCUGAUCCUAGAUCUAUGCUUAAGAACAACUUCUACCCAGAGCGUCCUGUUGCAGUGGACUCCUUGUUUGCCCCAAUGUUAACCUUGUCUUAUAUAUCCCUGAGGUUAUCCUGUUGUCCACAUUGUAUGAUAUUGAUGAACUGUCAUCUCAUCCUUUAGCUUAACGUUUAGCUCUAUGCCUCACAGAUUUCAACAUGAGUUUAUCACAGUUCUCACAAAAAGGACUUUCAUACUUGCAAACAUGGAUAUUGAUCAUUGCAAUUCAGCCGGAUUACAUUCAUUCUAGGGUGAAACUGUAAAGACUCAUCCACCAUCCGUGAGAGAACUGUACUCCGUAUCAUGUCAUUGUGAAAAACGCAGUGUCUCUGUUGUAUUGAACUGGUAAAAAAAAGGGAAAAAAAGAACAAAAACUAUAAUAAUUCUCUGGUCUGUUUCCUACAGAUGUGCUACUUCUGUUGCUUUGGUUGUGUUCCGUUGCAGGUGUGAUGGUGGGAUUGAACUGAAGUCCCAGUGAUGCUGAAUGUAUGUAGUAUCUAUCGAUCUAUCUUUAUCUAUCGCCACCGACAAAAUGUUUACUGAACCUCCUCCACUUUUCAUUCAUUAAACUUUAAUGUGUGUGCUUUUAA